This is a messenger RNA of Cladophialophora yegresii CBS 114405, 1389 nucleotides long. RefSeq lists its product as uncharacterized. The transcript has a single exon. Gene Ontology annotation, biological process: regulation of DNA-templated transcription. NCBI's taxonomy places the organism in Eukaryota, Fungi, Ascomycota, Eurotiomycetes, Chaetothyriales, Herpotrichiellaceae. Bases 1 to 1389 code for a protein of 462 amino acids. Gene Ontology annotation, molecular function: DNA-binding transcription factor activity, RNA polymerase II-specific; zinc ion binding. The record is from RefSeq and is a predicted model, not a curated record.
AUGGCGGCUCUUCCGGGAGCAUUUCAAAUGGCUGAGCACGCCCCCCUUCGGUUCACGACCUCGAGGCUUCCGACCACGAUUGUAGGCAGAACCAGAUCCCGGUGGCUGGCGUGCGACAGCUGCAAGUCCUCAAAGAACCGAUGUGAACGGGCUUCCGAAGCAGUCUCGUGCAAUCGAUGCUUGAAAGCGAACAGGCUCUGUGUCGUGGCUGGCGUCAUCCUUCAGGUGCCGGCGUACACAGCUUCCCACAUCAACCAGCAAGGAAAGGAUCCGACCUCCGCUCAAAUAUGGUACAUCCGCAAGACCUGCGAUGCGUGCCACGCCUCCAAGGUGAAAUGCGAACGCACUUCAGAGUCGAUGCAGCAGUGUGACAGGUGUGCGAAGACCGGCAGGGAAUGCAUAACCACCCCUAGCACCGGUCCUAGAUACCAUUGCCGGAGACUUGAGGUACUACCUCUUCCAACGGGACCAAAUACUGCAUUAGACAUCAACAUCGCAGACACCGUGGCUGCUACCAACACACCGUUGGCGCCGGCUACUCACGCCAACCACCUCGGCGCAGAGAGCAGGUGGAACGGUGCUUUGGAACAAGACAGUCGUGCUGCCGGGCCAUCCGACGCUCCCACAGAGGCGUUGCAGAAUGGGGUCGCAACGCACAUCACCCGACAAAAUUACCAGGCUAAGCUGGGGGAGCUCCAGCGGGAAGUUCUGGCGGACCUGGAGCUUGUCAAAUACUGCAAGGCGGCCGACAAAUGUCCGGAGGCAACACUUCCUCCAGAGCUGGGCUACAAUUCCUCCUUCUUGGUCGGACGGAUGCUCGCGCAAUCCAAGACACUACUGGAGAUACUGGACCUGUUUGGUCCCGCUGCGCUGGCACCUACUCCUUCAUCAGAAGGAGCUGCGCCCGAUGGUAUUUCAACCACCAACGGAAGUAGCCGGUGCGAUGUGCCCUCGAUGUUCUCGCUCUUCUCAUGUUUCGUCUGCCUGAUCCGGAUAUACCGAACCAACUUCUCAAGCAUUCUCGACUCGAUGCCGAUGCUAUUCGGCCUGGAACGACCGGUGCCCCAAUUAUUCCCGGGUCUCAACCUGGGGGGCUUCUCGCUGGACUACCAUCUCGAUCUGCAGGUCCAGCUCCUCCUGCAGAUCAGUAACGAAACGUUGUCAAAACUGAAGGCAAAGUUCGGGAUUGCAGACGUUCGCGGACUUGCGGGCAAGAGUGUGUUUGAGCCGGACAAGACAAGGAUGCUGGUUGCGAUGUUGGGGGAGGAAGCCCGCGAGCAGCCGCCACUUCACGAGCCGCGAGGCCACUGUGCGCCAUUGUCGGAGAUCUUGAAAGACCUGCACCACAUCAUUCAAGCAGAAAAGGCAAAGAGGCAGCAGGGUGGCUAG